GGGACCUGAGCAGUACUUAACCUGGACCACAUGGAAUGUAUCUCCAAGCUAUUUAUCAACUUGUAACAUAUUUUCCAGUUUGGGUAGGGCAGAGGACGAAAUGGUUCCCCUCAUCAUCGCCAUUCUUCUCUUCAGUACUUGCGAGGCAAUUCUUCUCCCAGGACCCAAAGGACCCUUCCACAUCUCCCUCAGCAAUCACGAACUCGUGGACAAGAGCAGGAAAGACCCAUGGAACCUCGACACUAUCCCUCAGCGGCGAAUAAUGCUCUCAGAAUUCUCACCCGUUCCUGGCGACUGUUCAAAAACAAAAACAAUCCCGUAUAUGUCCCCAACCGUGGCAGGCGCUGAAGACAAUAUCCUCCUUCCUUACGGUUGGCCAGCAGGAAUUCUAGGUAACAUCUCUAUGGAGUUUUGCGUCCAACCUGAACAUCACAAGAGGAAUGAAAAUUUUCCGUUGGUGUUGUUUUCGGGGGGACUGAAUACAACGCGAUUUUUCUACUCGGCUAUCGCACAAGAAGUAGCGGGUCGUGGCUUCAACAUCCUUACCCUAGACCACCCAUUCGAAACCGACAUCGUGGAGUUCCCAGAUCGGACGAUUGCGUAUGGAGGACACACCAACACCUCCGAUCUCUCGUCUAUUCUCUUCUCUCUCGACAUUCGCAGCCAAGAUGUUUCUUUCAUUUUAAACAAAUUUGGGUUCAAGGAGAGGGAAAAAGCGAAAGUAGCCAUGUUCGGACAUUCCUUCGGUAGAGCUGCUACUGCGGCUGCUAUGGGAAAUGAUUCCCGCAUCCGGGGGGGAGUGAACCUCGAUGGGCUGCUUUGGGGUCCGGUUAUCGAAAAUGGCUUCGAGUUACCAGGAAAUAGGAAAUUUCUUCUCUGGGGUGCGGAAGGUCAUAAUUCCUCAUCGGACGAAAGCUGGGGAAAAUUCUGGUCAACCUUAAAUAAACAGGGAGUUUGGAAGCGGGAAUUAAGUUUAGCGGGGGAGCGCAUGGGAGUUUUUGGGAUUUACCGCUUGUUGCUGAUGUGACUAGGAUAAGGGAUGGGUUGGGUAACGAGACGGAGGAGGGAUUG
Molecule: messenger RNA, 1071 nt
Organism: Hyaloscypha bicolor E
Lineage: Eukaryota; Fungi; Ascomycota; Leotiomycetes; Helotiales; Hyaloscyphaceae
Exons: 1
Coding region: 101-1027 (308 amino acids)
Molecular function (GO): 1-alkyl-2-acetylglycerophosphocholine esterase activity
Source: RefSeq, a predicted model, not a curated record